This is a messenger RNA of Osmerus eperlanus (European smelt), 4679 nucleotides long. Its product is annotated as galectin-related protein B-like. The coding region runs from base 335 to 886 and encodes 183 amino acids. NCBI's taxonomy places the organism in Eukaryota, Metazoa, Chordata, Actinopteri, Osmeriformes, Osmeridae. Gene Ontology annotation, molecular function: carbohydrate binding. The transcript has 5 exons. The record is from RefSeq and is a predicted model, not a curated record.
ACCCAGAAAGAAAUGAAGGAAGCCAAUAGUACUGCGAACCUAGUUAAUUAGGUAAAGGGGCAAAGAAAAUGUGGUUGAUUAGGCAGAAAACAGAUGGCGUUUAAGCUGUCGGAUUUAAUUAUUCUAGAGCAUACGUAAGCAAAUGUCCACCUUUUUGAAGGGAUAGUGUGAUAUAAACCAUCGUUUGUACGUCUCGGGUCUUAAUAGCCUGGGUGAUUCCACUGAGUGCGACUCCGCGUUGGAUGUGGAAGAUUCAGAAACUGCCUCAACGUUUACACAUUCCACGGCAGGACUGCCUUUCUGCUGAUAAGCAUCCUAUGGUAUUCUAUACAAGAUGGCGGUGUCGGGAGCUGAAAAGGACGGAAUAUCUCCGAUAUUGAAGAGUACCGAAGAUGACCAUUUCAAUGAUUCGUUCGGAAAUCCGGGCCUCAUUUCGCCGGACAGGGAGGAUAUUGCUCGACUCCUGACGGUACCAUUUAGCGGACGCAUCCGAGGGGGCAUGAGGCCAGGAAAGAAGAUCAUAGUCAUGGGCAUCGUUGAUCUAGAACCGGACAGCUUUGACGUCAGCCUGACCUGUGGGCAUGGCACAAAUAAGGAGGAGCCACAGACAGAUGUGGCCCUGAAACUCACUGCCCGAUUCGCUGACCGCCAGUUCCUGCGUAAUGCGCGAGUUUCGGGGAAGUGGAGCGAAGAAGAGUCGAGCAUUCCUUAUUUCCCCUUCAUCCCCGACCAACCUUUUAGGAUUGAGGUCCACUGUGAGCACCAGAGGUUUCGAAUAUUUGUGGAUGGACACCCACUUUUUGACUUUUAUCACAAGAUAAAAUCCUUGACCUCCAUUGAUACGGUACGGAUAGAUGGGGGUCUACACAUCACCAAGCUGGGUUAACUUAAACCGCCAUCUCAGUGUGUGAAGGACUCAAUUACAGGUGAACACACGCAUAUACACACACAGUCUCGCCUAUUACAUCAACCACAAGCCAUCAUGCAACACUACAUCAACAGUGGUGCAGUGACGCAAAAGAGUCAUGGCCCCACGACUCAGCAUCUCCUAUCUCUUCGGUCUUACAUUCCUCCAGUGCACGUUUAAAAAAAUGUUUUGUUGCUUUGUUGAUGAUGCAAUGCAGUGCUGUGUUGUGUACUGUACUUCUGAAGGGCUUCCUUUCUUUUUCUCAUCUCUGCAUAUCAGGGAUCUCACAGUAUAAUCUUCUGCUGGUUUCAAAGAACCCCAGUGGGUAUUCUGCCAAUAGAAGAUAAAUUGACUUUCUUAUAUCUUUAAUGCAAGUCCUCCAAAAGUUAUAUUUAUUGAAUAAAACACAAGUUGAAUUGAGUAUUGAGCAAUUAUUUGUGGACUAUAAUGGCUCUUUCUGAAUUGGGUUUUAGCGGUUGCUAUGGUAUUUGUGUCUGGGAUUGAAUGACCUAGAUACAGCAAAAUGAGGAUUAUGUUGUGAAAUCUUAAAAUGUACUGCAGCAGCUGAUUAAUGUAUUGUGUGUCAUUUAUAAAAGAUUGACAUAAUUUGUUUUAAUUUCAACUAAUCUUCUGUAUAAAGAUUGCACUGACGUUGUAGUGUAGAAUGAAUUAUCCACAUGAAGAUGUGUUCGUAUCUCUGAAGAGAUUAUGGUGGUGGUUGAUGAUAGUUUAUUUGGGCUAGUUUACGCCCAGUUCUUAAAUUGGGAUUGACACACGUAAAUACAUUAUAUAUAGUAACAACUAUUUAAUGUGAUUAACAUUUACGUACAAGCUCUGUAGAGAACAAGUAGAGAACAGGAGUUUUCCACACUGCACAAACUUUGUCAAGAAGCACUGAUUUAUAUGCAAACAGUGGAUUUUCUCACACACUAAGCAUUUAUAACAGAUAGUAUUGUAGUACUUUUUGAGGAAAUAAAAUAAUUCCAUUGAAAGGUACAGUAGCUUUAGGAACAAAAAAUAACUUAUGAGGUCCCAUGACAUGAAAUGUUCACUUUCUGAGGUUAUUUAACAGUAAUAUGAGUUCCCCUAGCCUGCCUUUGGUCCCCCAGUGGCUCGAAAUUUCGAUAGGUGUAAACCAAACCCUGGGUAUUCUUCUCCGCUUUGCCCGCACAGAUAAUUUGGCCCACCAAUGAGAAAAUGAGCUAUGACCGUGCAAGCGUGAUACUGUUUUUUCCUUGAGACAUCAUGGCUUGUUUAGCUCCGCCUCCUUCUCCCUCAUAGCAUUUAAAGCUACAGACACAGAAACGGCAUGUCCUGAAGAAAGCUCAUUGUGGGACUGCUCAUAGUGGCUGUAAUUCUGCAACAAGGGUGACUUUCGGGAAAGAGACUUCAGAUACAGUAUUAGGGGACCACUAAGGCCUAUAUAAAAGCAUCCAAAAUCAGCAUAUCAUGGGAUCUUUAAAUUCACCAGAUGUUUACAGACUGUUCCGUAAGUGAUUGGUGAUCUGAAGAGUAGGAAUAGUGUUUUGUAAAUAUGACAGCCAUGUUUAUUUAUGGUAGCAUAGCUAGGGAGAUUGAUAUGGUUGGCAUACAAGGUAAUAAAGUUAAAGCGAGUGUCAUCUCCAUUUAUGAAUCAUGAUAAUAGAUCCAGCAUUUUAGCUUGUAUCAAUCAUAACUUAGAUUUUCAGAAAUGCAUUAUUAGAAGAUUUGGUGCUGGUUUUUUACAUGUUCAGUCUCAUGUCUCUUAUGUGCUAUGCUUAUAAUACUCUUCCACAAGGCGUCUUGCCGGUAGCUGAUCGAGAUAAGUGUAAGUGGGUAGUGUCAUUACUAAACAUGGGGCUGUUACAGUCGCACAAUAGUUUAGUUGUGCAUAAUGAUUUGGUUUGAUGUCAUGAUAUGUUUUACACCUACUGUAAUGAUGCAUCCUCAUCAGUUCCAGCAUGUGUCAAACCUACAGUAUUGCCACAGUCAUGUUGCCAUGAUUUUUGUUGGGAACAAAUAACUUGAAACCAGAAAUACAAACAAUUUGGUCAGUGGUAGUUUUGUUUGUUAACCUCCACUGUGUGAUAAUCUUGAUGGUGUAGGUAGCUUUAUCUCCAGUCUAUAACAUCCUACUGUCCCAUAUCUUUCAGCUCAGUUAAUUGCUUGCCCAAGAAGGAACACUGGCCAACAAUCCCAUUGUAUCCAACUUGUCCACUUCAGUGUCUCUCAGUCUUUCUGUUGAGCUGAGACAGUAGGAUAAGUUAUUUUGGAAAUAAUGAUUAUACAAUGUAAUCUGGAUGGUUGCAAUAGAAGUGUUCCCUUUCUUUGACAUUCUUUCAUACUACAGAUUGCCUGUGUCUUAACCACAUAAUUCUCAAAAGGUGCACAUAAGGUGCAAGAAAUUCCAAAUGCUUUAGGGCUUUAGAUGAUUGAUGUGUGCCAUAACGCCACUUAAUGAAGCAUUUCUUUAACUAAACAAACCGCAUGCUACAGUAUACACGCACUGUGUUCCACCAUUCAUUGCUACAAUACUUUACAAUAUAUAUAUUUAUAUAAUGUUAAAAUACUUACAUGCCACUACAUUCAUGCAUGCAUUGCUUAUUUGGUUCUGUAACAAAGCAAUAAAACUUGCUGUUUUCUACUCCCAGCUGAUCAGCGAGGGUCUUCCCAAAGUCAAGAAAGCAAAUUUUACAUGACAGGCACACUUUUCUUCUGUAUCCAAGAUAAUUACAGUAUAAUAAUGGCUGGCACUAGGAGACUAAUGUGUGUGUGUGUGUGUGUGUGUGUCAACCUGUGUUACAUGUCCAUCACAGGAGAACUGUAGCCUUAAUUUUUUAUUUGUGUUGUGUGUAACUGGGUGCUUUCUUGGUUUUGGACUCGGUUCAGAGUCCUGAAGCUUAAAAAUAAAGGCAAAUUAAUCAUAGAUUUGACCCUUAAAGCCUACAUUAAAUUAUUAUUAUUACUAAAACCAAUGAACAGAAUAAGACUUUCUGGAUGCUUGUGGUUCAACAAAAAGUCUUACUCAGCCAUGUAAUUGCUAGGAAGGAUGGGGGAGGGAGAUAGCAUGUAAACAUUUCCGGAUUCACUCUUAAUCAGAGGGCUUGAAUAGAUAAUGCACUAUAUAGAACACUUCAUUAAAUGGUAACUUGAUAUUGUGUAAGCUCUUUGUUAUAUGUCUUUCUGUGGUGCUCUAAAAAUGUUACAGCUCGGAAUCUCCUUAUGAUCCCAUAUUUCCACACGCUAUCCAGCUCUAGGUCUGAUUGUGACACAAUACAGAUAUAGAAAGAGACUACUCUAGACACUGAACUCCCCUGGAAUUUAAUCUUGUAGCAAAACAGUAAAAUAUAUCAUUUUAAAACAAUUUAAUCGUAAAGUUGACAAAUGAUUUACAAUAACUAAAAACAAUUGCGCCCUAUACCAAGUGUUGACCAGUUUGCAUUGCAGGCUAUGAAUUUGAAUAACUUUGUUCUCUGACCCAUAGCCCUCUGUAAACUUUUUUGGUGGAAUCCAUAAAUGUUGAACUGAAUGUCAUCAUUUCCCGAUUGUAGUCCGAUGCUAACAGGCAAGGUGAAAUUAGUGUGUCUUCUUUCAGUCACUACGGGUGGAAAAAGAAAACCCAGACUAUUUAACCCCCUCUGUUACUUUGCCUUUUGACUCUGGAUGUACUUUGUUUAAUAUAACUUGGUUUGCUUGGUUUACACACAAAAAGGAGGAGCAAGUCAUGUGAUGUGAAAUCCAAAUUUGACCAGAAUAAUUAUUUUUUAGGAAUGGCAAUGUUUAAAACACCUGG